AUGGCGGCCAUCGGAUCCUUUCUCCUCCCUCUCUGUCUCGUCCUCGCCAUCGCAUCCUUCACCGGAAGCACCACCGCGUCGGUAAUCCAGGAGGCAUGCGGCCGCACGUCGUUCCCCGAUCUGUGCGUCGAGUCCCUGUCCCAGAAGCCGGAGAGCCAAAGCACCGAUGAGCAUGGCCUGGCCGAGCUCGCCAUCAGGGUGGCGGCGGAGUCGGCCACGGCAGCUUCCACUUACGUCUCCAAGGGUCUGGAGGGGGCCGUCAACGAUUCGUCGUGGCACCAGUGCCUCGACGACUGCUCCGAGUCCUACGUGGACGCGGUGGAGCAGCUGGACGACUCCACGGGAGCGAUGGAAGAUAAAGGAUACGCCAACGUCAACAAGUGGGUGAGCGCGGCUAUCGCCGACGCACAGACGUGCUCGGAAGCGUGUGGGGACGUGGCUUUGCCGGAUAAGGCUACCCUCACCGAGAUGAAUACGGAGUUUACGAAUCUGUGCAAUGUUGUAUUGGGGCUUAUCGAACCUCUGUCCAAGUGA
This is a messenger RNA of Musa acuminata AAA Group (dessert banana), 534 nucleotides long. Its product is annotated as pectinesterase inhibitor 7-like. The record is from RefSeq and is a predicted model, not a curated record. The transcript has a single exon. Bases 1 to 534 code for a protein of 177 amino acids. Gene Ontology annotation, molecular function: enzyme inhibitor activity. Gene Ontology annotation, biological process: negative regulation of catalytic activity. Lineage: Eukaryota; Viridiplantae; Streptophyta; Magnoliopsida; Zingiberales; Musaceae.